Molecule: messenger RNA, 2139 nt
Organism: Scophthalmus maximus (turbot)
Lineage: Eukaryota; Metazoa; Chordata; Actinopteri; Pleuronectiformes; Scophthalmidae
Product: palladin-like
Exons: 2
Coding region: 1-696 (231 amino acids)
Source: RefSeq, a predicted model, not a curated record
AUGACCUCCAGCUGCCCUGCCAAGUCCGCUGCUAGUUCUCAGCCUGAGGCACAGACCCAAGCUUUGACUCAGCAGGCUAACCCGCAUGUAACAUCCCCUUCCUCUCCACCUCAUUUACUAACGUCAGACCAAGACCCAGACAUUUGUCAGCCCAUGGCCAUCUGCGAGGAAAUUAGGCUUACGCCUCAGAUCCAAGGGCCUUCCCUUCCGGCUCCUCCUCUUCCCCAGGCCCAGGCAGAGUCUCUUCCCCAGCGAAAAGCCUCUAAACUGGGCCCUUCCUGCUUCACCAGGCCCUUGUCUAGAGCUACCAUCAUGGAGGGCUCUCCAGUGGCCCUAGAGGUGAAGGUGACAGGACAACCUGAGCCCACGCUCACCUGGCCUCCGCAGGCUCUGGGGCCGUGCUGUCUGACCUCCUGUCAUCGUGAUCACUCCAGGUUUAUUGAUGGAGACGUGUCAACUGACAUCCCAGGCCGAGCGCUGGUCUGCGAGGACGGGAAACACUUCCUGUUCAUCUCAGUGGAAUCGGACGCAGACGGCGGGUUACACGAGGCCCAAGCUGCCAAGCGUGACGACUCACAGCAGACAGCCGGUGAUAGGUGGCUAGUGGCCAAAGUGUUGGACACCAUCACUGUGGACUGGACGUGGUUCGGGACACUGUGUGUUCUCCUGUGGCUGCUCUACCUGAUGCUACUCUAACAUCUCUCUUCCUCUACGGGAACUCAACAACCUCAAUAAUAGGAAGCUGGAUAUCUGGAUUUACCUCCUGUUUCCGUUAGGUGGUACAAACUCUAAAAUACUAAAAGUAAAGUGAGUGUGUUUCCUCAGUGAAGCUUAAACCUGAAUCAGAUCAGUAUUUAAAGCUUCUUAAUUUUGUUUUUUUUCACAAUUACAUGACAUAUCUUUGCAACUUGAAUGUUAAUGAGAACUGCAAUUAAACCAUAAAAAACAGUUUAAAUGGAAAAAUAAAUCAUCAUAUUUGUUGAGCAUACCAUAUUCCAAACAAUACAUUUAAAUUUAUUUGAAAAUAUAAAUGAGUUUGGGAAAUAUGUUGCUGUAAUUUUAAAUAAAGAAGAUAAAGAAAGAUAAAGAAAAAUCCAAUGAUAAUUGUCAACUGUCAAUUAAUGUUGGUUACCAGGUGAGUUAAUGGACCUAAAACAGAAAACAUGGUCAAUCUGUGUGUAACCAAUGUUCCUGUUAUAUUGAUCAUAUUCUAAUGAGAGUUCCACAUAUUUAAAAUGAAAUCUGAAUUAAUUAUUAUUUUGUUGUCAGAUGAUUUUUUUUAACCUCAGCUCAUUUAAGAAAUUUUUAAAAAAGGAAAAACUACACAUGGUAAUAAACCAAACUGCAUUUACAACGAGGAAGAAGUUUAUGUUUGAUGCAGCUUCUGUGUGUAAGUUGUUUGCUUCACUUAAGGUGGAAUUCAUUUAAAUGUAAAGCAAUUAAAGGGCCAGUGUGUAGGAUUCAGGGACAUCUAGUGGUGAAGGUGCAUAUUACGACCAACUGAAUUCCCCUAACCUUCUCUUCGUAGUGUGUAGGAGAAUCUACGGAGCAGAGCAGAGAUUAAUGAUCAGGUUAUUGUUUCGACUGGUUGUAUUUGUAUUUACGUCUCAUUGGUCAGAAUCGGGGACUGGUCCUGAUCCCAGAGUUCAAAUUGUGGAGUUCAAAUCACAGGAAGUGAAGAGGACAAUACAGUUUGUUUACAGGCCUAAGUUGCAGUGUGUCUGAUGUGAUGUCAUCACUGGAUGUGUCAGUGAUUGGCUGCAGCCGGGAGGACACGAGUCACGAGUCACCACAGUUGGAGAACAGCUGGAGACCAGCUGGAGAACAGCUGGAGACCUGUGGCAGCAGCUCAGGAGUGUGAUCGGAUCCCACAGGAGAGAAUCGUUCUGCUGAUAUCGUCUCCGUGGCGACACUGUUGUUCUGAUGCACAUGGACGACACAGGUGAUGUCAGUGUUAUGACAUCAUCAUAAGUCGCCCACACACAUUGGACUGUACAUGAUGCAGUGACUGAAACACACACACACACACACACACUUUCACGUCUACUGUAAAGUUUUGGUUGAAAUUCUAAUAAUAAAUCUGUUUUUAAUGGAAUAUUCAUAUUAUGAUUAUUAUGUAGCCAGUCACACCUGUCAUCU